AUGCGUGGGGCCUCUGCUGCCUUUCGAACCUACCUCACCAUGGCGGACCGACACAAGAGUCUGCCACCAUCCUUGGCAGAAAGUGUCUUGUCCAAGACGAAUGCCAUUGUCAAGGAAGGUUUUGCCUUCUUGAAGCAAGUCGUCGAAAUACCCAAGGUCCUCUUUCGGCCGAAUCGUAAAACACCGGCCAAUUUGCUUCCGGUGCUCCUACGAAAACGGGCCACCUUGGUUCGAACAAAACCAAAUGGACACGGAUCGCACUUGAUGCUUGACUUUGGAAGCUUUUCCAUGACCAUUUACUUCUCGCCACUCUUACUGACCCUCCGUGCCAAUGAAGAAGAAGAUGGUGACGAAAAUGAUGGUGAUAAUGAGAAAACCAGUGAAACAGCGCGGACCGUUCCCGGUUUUUCAGAACGCGCCCCUAGACUGGGUAUGUGCCUCUUGGAAACCUCUUCACCAUGGUUUGGUACGUCGACGGCAACCCAACGAUUUGCCAUUCUAUAG
Messenger RNA from Cylindrotheca closterium, 504 nucleotides. Lineage: Eukaryota; Bacillariophyta; Bacillariophyceae; Bacillariales; Bacillariaceae. The record is from the annotation of a GenBank genome assembly.